Molecule: messenger RNA, 1120 nt
Organism: Cydia amplana
Lineage: Eukaryota; Metazoa; Arthropoda; Insecta; Lepidoptera; Tortricidae
Product: methylosome protein WDR77-like
Exons: 6
Coding region: 74-1072 (332 amino acids)
Biological process (GO): oocyte axis specification
Cellular component (GO): methylosome
Molecular function (GO): protein binding
Source: RefSeq, a predicted model, not a curated record
UGAUAAAAAGGUGAUUUGAAAUUUUUAUCGUACAAGUGUCAACAUUUGUUAGGUUAUAGCCAGUUACCGUAUAAUGGAGAACAGUAAUAAGAUUGUGGCACCACACCUCAAUGCUGAAGUAUACAGGACAGAUACGACUGGAAAUGAAGCACCGUCUUACCUAGAUUACAUUAAGCUUCAUCCGGAUGGCAGUGUUCUUGUUGGUUGUUCAGAGCUGACAGGAAGAUAUUGGGUUGGGGGUGCCGCCAUAUUCAAGAAUAUCGCCGAAGCCAAGGAAAUAAGCCCUAAAUCUAUGAGAAGUAUUCAAUUGGACUCUGGUACAGCCGAUGGAUGCUUUAUAGGAAAAUCUUCAAAGGUUUUAAUAUGUGAGGACAGUGGUGCAAUUGGCAUUUGGAGUAUAAAUGAGAAUGACUCAUGGAAGCAAUGGAAGCAAGAAAUGACAGUUUCUGAGCAUGACAAUGGGGUUAUGGCAUUAGACUGUCUUGAGCCAGAGAAACAGUAUGUGACAGCUGGUGCCGAUGGCCAUAUUAAGCUGUGGGAUCUGACUGACAUGAUCUGCAUUAGGAAUUACAGUUUAGCACAUUGUGCAGCGGUGUCUGGUGUGUCAGUGAGACCUAACUCCACUACUAGCUUUGCUUCUGGAUCUUUAGACAUGUACAUCACACUGUGGGAUGAUAAUAUUGAUAAACCAGUUCUAGACUUAGUUAAGAAUGACUGUGGCAUCCGUUGCCUACAAUGGAUAGAUGAAAACCAGUUAGUGUAUGGAGAUGAGGCUGGAGUUCUCCGAGUGAUGGAUGUGAGACAUCCUGAGAAGGUGGCCACGCUGUGUGACUUCCCCGCGCCGGUGCAUAAAGUUGCUGUGCAUCCAGAACACGGAAGAAUAGCAGUUUGCUGUGACAAUAAAAUAGUAUCCGUGUGCGACAAAGUGGCAGACAGCAUGUCGAAAGUACUGUACCACGAUCGUCACUUGCACAGCAACUACGUGCGAGGUGUGGCGUGGGACAGCAGUGAUCGCAACACGCUACACUCCUCGGCUUGGGACGGACUCAUCAGGACUCAUAAUGUUUCGUGAAUGUUUGUGGUACACAUUUUAAAUACAUUUUGAUUUUCCCACCAACCA